UUUCAGCUGCGAUCCUCCGAAACGGACGCAAUGUGCCCCGCCCUUAGGGGCUGCUUUUUGCCAUCUCUCACCUUGGCUUGAUCCAGAUGAGCUCACUCUGACCUCUGCUCUCACGCGCGCUGCGAGGUAGCAGUCAGAAGCCAUUCGUCGACCCCUUCCCUAUCAUCCCAGUGACACGCACUACCCUCCGACCGAACGCAAUGCCUCCUGCUACUGACGCACACCGCUUCCACUCUCCUACGCAUCGUCCCAGGGAGUAGGUUAUGUUGCUAAACGGGGUGGGUUGAAAGGAGAACAAGUCACGAGAGUGAGGUGGGCGAGCGAGGAGGUUACCUGGCACAGAAGCUGGUGCCGUUUGUCUCGGCCAGGCCCUUGCCAGGCCCUUGCCAGGAGUUGCCAGGAGGUUGCCAGGAGCUGCCAGGAGCUCUAAUCUCAGGCGGCGUUUCCGUGACGGCAUGGCGAAUGACGGAGCUGUGGGCCAACUUUCGCCUCGGAGGACGAGAGAAGAGUGCACUUCAUGCGACUCGCCAUCGCACAAGAAAGGCGGAGGCUGCAUGGACGAGACUUGAAGUCCCCGUGGGAUGUGUUAUAGUGCACAACAAUAGAGUCGCCGCAGCAGGCAGCAACAGGACCAAUGAAACCAGAAAUGCCACGCGCCAUGCUGAACUGGAGGCUGUUGAUUCGCUUCUGGAGUCUCUUUCUGCCGGGCAGGUUAACGAGUGCUUUGGGCAGAUUGACCCUCCAAGGGCAGCAUCGGCCAAUGGUAUAGCGAAUGAUGGAGCGAAUGGCACUGUGACACGUGGCAGCCAUAAAUUAGCUGGGGAACGAGGGAGAGAGAGUCUCUCCCGUGUGUUCUACGGUUGUCCCAACGACCGCUUUGGGGCUGUGGCUCCGUGCUGCCGGUACACGCCAACGGAUGCCACCCCUGCCCGCCCUUGUACCUCUGCGGUGCCGGGCUGCCAGCUGCAGUGUGUGGGCGGCAUUCUGGCCAGCGAGGCCGUUGACCUGCUCAGGCGCUUCUACGAACAGGGCAACCCCAACGGUCAGAUGCUCACAGGGUUGCACAGGGCUGCACAGGGUUGCACUGGAUUCUGAAGUGUUGCACUGGGUUGCACUAGGGUUCCCACUGA
Messenger RNA from Closterium sp. NIES-67, 1130 nucleotides. NCBI's taxonomy places the organism in Eukaryota, Viridiplantae, Streptophyta, Zygnematophyceae, Desmidiales, Closteriaceae. The record is from the annotation of a GenBank genome assembly.